AUGAAACAUUACAAACGGGAAGACAAAGAUGAUGUGCUCUCCGACUUGAUGGCAAAGAAGCCAAAUCUCGACGCUGGGGACAGCGCUGCCUAUGCUGGAAGCGCACACGGAAGCACUGGCAGUGAAAAUAGUACAGGUAGGCUCUACCAAUUUAUCCUGAAAGCAUAA
Messenger RNA from Protopolystoma xenopodis, 168 nucleotides. The record is from the annotation of a GenBank genome assembly. NCBI's taxonomy places the organism in Eukaryota, Metazoa, Platyhelminthes, Monogenea, Polystomatidea, Polystomatidae.